GGGGAUCUGGGAAGAAGAUGGAGGCUGUACCUGCAGGAGAAGAUGCCUGAGGACCUGAGAUCUUCGCUGGAGCCUGCUGGAUCCUUGCUCUGAAAGACCAAAAAAAAGACCUUUGGGAAAAUCUCAGUUUAGGUGUCAAAGACAACAUCUGUUUUGUAUCCAGAGGAACUCGCUUAUACAGAAUCAGCUUUUUCAUCAUUUAACUUGAAGCCCACUUGUCAGCUUUGGCGUAAAGACAAGGUCAAGAUCAGCAGAGCUAUCUCAUAUGCACAGACAGCAGAGGAUUUAAAUACAGCUGUGUUGUAUGCCUAUGUAAGGUUCUGAAGUACCUUAUUUAUCAUGGCGAGUGGGGACCAGAACCUCUCUUCCCCAACUUGCCAAGGACCAUUCCAUGUAUUUUGCCAAGAGAAGACUAAUUGCCGCUGCCAUUCCCUCUCAAAAAGCUCUUCUGCUCUUCCAAGCAGUGGUGUUGGGGGUCUACAAAAGAAACCAGUGAUUCAUAAAAGCCUUAACAGCAUUAAUGACAUGGCCAAGGGUAAUGAGAAGAGUAAUGUUCAGCAGUCACAUAGUUCUGAGUGGUCUACUAGCAAGGAUUGUCCUCCAGAUCCUAAUCUUGAGAAAUCUGACUGUAAUCACCUUUCUGUUGGUCACUUGCAAGAAAAGAUUUAUCAGAAAAUUCACUAUCGCUCAGCUGAAUCUUCCUUAGCAACAUCAGAACAAGAGGUUACAAAGGGCUUUGUCAGAUACAAUGUCUCAGAAAAUGUUUCUUUAUUAGGUCACUCAGAAAUUUUAAUGUGUAAAGCUGACAGCAUGGAUACACUUGACUUACCAGGCACCAUUGUCCAAAAGAGUUAUUCAGAUUACUUUGGUGGAAGGAGAAUCUCGGUGCCUCAUUCUGUAAGAGAAAACAUCCCAAUCAGUGCCACCUGCUCCAAUCUCUCAGCUUGUAGCAGCAUUUCUGGGUCCGGCAGCGAUAGGACUUGUACUCUAAGUAUUAUUACCCAAGACUCUGGGAUUGUUCACUCUCCAUCAAAUGUACAUAACAAUUUGUCAGAUGCGUUUUUUGAAAAGGAGCAAACGAUUCCAUUGAGUCAUUUGGACAGCAGUACAAUUCAGAACAACAUCACAGUGUAUACAGUGCCAGGUUCAUAUCAACACGGAACACUGGGAUCGAGAAAUUCUGGGAAGGGGUUUCCAAAUAAUGACUAUGUGUAUUGUCAGCCACGCUAUAGUAUUCCAGGUAUUAUGUCUUGUGACAACAUCUCAGAAACAAAACUCUCGCCACCAGCUAUGAUUAUCCAUAACAGUUGUUCUGUUCAUUGUAGCAAAGGCCAUGAACCAUUGAUGAAAGUUGAUGACACCAUUGCUGCAUAUUGCCACUCCUUGCCCAUACCAUCUAUUCAGUAUUCAUCUGGAUUGGUGCAUUCGCUUGGUGAACCAGUUUUAAGGCAAACUUUACCACAAUACUGUACUCAAUUUUCACAUCCUGAUAAAUUUUCAUUUCCGAAGCUAGUAUCAUCAGUAAGUGAAUCUGGACUGGAUACUAAAAAGCUAAUACGAUGUGGUCGACUUGCCUUUCCACCACCUCCUGUCUCAAUUGGAGAAAUGAAUUGUCUCGCUUCUGAAAUUAAUACCAGUGAUUUACUACUCAAAACAGUUGAAACCCCAUUAGAUGUCUUGGAAAUCCCAGAUUCUUGCGCGAAGACAAAAGAUACUUGGACAAUGACGUCAAAAAACUUUUUAUCCCUAGGCCAAAAAAACUCCCUUAGCUGCAAAGAUGCAGAAGUACAGUGUGUGAUUAUUAUGGAAAGCAAGGCCGUUUCAACCACUUUCAUUCAGAGCAGUAGCCACUCUCACUUGUUUCCGGAUGUUGGUCUAGGAAUUAGCCUCCAAUGUCCUCAGACACCAGUGCGAGAGGUUAGAUAUGAUGAAGAAGGAAUGACAUGGGAGGUUUAUGGAGCUGCAGUGGACCCUGAGGUUCUUGGCUUAGCUAUUCAGAAGCAUUUAGAGAUCCAGAUAGAACAAAACACACAACCUUCUGAACAGUCAGGAGAAAUAGAGCAACCAAAUAGACAGAAGCGGAGGUCUAUCAGAACUGUUAUGCAAUGCUUGAGACAAUCCAACUGCUGUGUAUGCAAUACCACUACAACCGAUUGACACUGGAGAACAUGAAAUACUGACAUUGAUCUUCAAGCAUGCACUCUAUUACUUGCAGCACGUAGGCCCUAUUGCCUGUUACUUGAAGUAGCUGAUAGAAAGCCAUAAUUUAUCUCAUUUAUUUUUGUAAUGUGCAAAAGUCCAACAGGCUACAUGUCAUGCUGGAUACAGAAAUGCAGUUUUUGAUGCAGUACUAUGAGCCUAAGGGCUAAAGCACACAUACAUUGAGCCUGCAUAGCAGUGCAUAAGAGACUUAUGGCUUUUUAUUAAGGUGUUAAAAUGAAGGUUAAUAAAGGCCAGUGAUCAUAAGGGGAGCAACAUGAUAUUCAUGCAAUAACUCAUAUGUGAAAUAAGACAGUAGAAGGGAAUGAUAACAUAACGUUACAAUCAG
Hyla sarda is the source of this 2548-nucleotide messenger RNA. It is a transcript of the gene GPRIN2, whose product is annotated as G protein regulated inducer of neurite outgrowth 2. Gene Ontology annotation, cellular component: plasma membrane. NCBI's taxonomy places the organism in Eukaryota, Metazoa, Chordata, Amphibia, Anura, Hylidae. Bases 340 to 2157 code for a protein of 605 amino acids. The record is from RefSeq and is a predicted model, not a curated record. The transcript is spliced from 4 exons. Gene Ontology annotation, biological process: neuron projection development.